ACCCGGAAGUUAUUGCCACACUGGUCGCAGUGUGUUCCGCUGAAGAGAAACAGCAAAGCUUCCUAAAUUGUUUUCAGGUCUAUUUCAGUUAGAUAACAUUUCGACCAUAUGUUACUUGUUUGAAAGGUUGAUCAGCACAUGCAUUAGUGCCAUUUUGGGAUUAUUAGCUAACCUAGCUUCAAAAUCUUGACUUUGGCGCGUUCGUCUCCAGUGGAAAUGUCUGCGGAGGAGGCGGAUAAAACCACGACUGAUGCUAGCGCGGGUGACGAGGAAGAAGAAUGGCUAUAUGGAGAUGAGAGUGAAAAUAAAGACAAUGAAGAGGAAGAAGCCAAAUUGACAGCAGCAGUAAGUGCUGCUCCACCUGCCCCUGUCACAGAGGAGGCCACUGGCAAUGGAGUGACCAGUCAGAAAGAAACGCCUGCAGAUGAUGAGGACAGUGACAGUGAUAGUGAUGAUGACGAUGAUGACGUUCGAGUCACCAUUGGUGACAUUAAGACUGGAGCUCCGCAGUACACGACCUAUGGAGCCACACCAGUUAACCUAAACAUAAAGACGGCGGGUAGCAGACCCUAUGGGGCAGCCUCUGCCAAGCUUAAGGGAGUGGACCUGGAGGCCCCUGGUAACAUCAAUGGCGUCCCGGUACUGGAGGUUGAAAUGGAGACCUUUGAGGAAAAACCCUGGAGAAAACCAGGUGCUGACCUUUCUGACUACUUUAACUAUGGCUUCAACGAGGAUACUUGGAAAGCCUAUUGUGAGAAACAGAAGAGACUUCGUAUGGGAUUGGAUGUCAUGAACAUUUCCUCCACUACCAGCAAAAUCACAGUGCAGCAGGGACGAACAGGAAACACUGAAAAGGAAGUGGUGAACCUCACUCCCCACACAAUCAAGCCAGACUUCAAUUCCCCAACAAACAUAUACAACAAACCUGGAAUAAACCCCACCAGGAUAUCCCCUCCGCAGUGGACAGGCCCUACCAAUCAGGACAUGUCCUAUUAUACGAAAACAAGUGGCACGAUUGAUGUCAUUGGGGGAGGGACUGCAACCAUUAGUCGGGUUGAGGGACGACGUCGCCACAAUCAAGAAGGGAACAAUAUCCAGGUCAUCUCGGAACACUCCUCCUCGGACGCUGAGCCAACACCGGCCAAGAUGCCCCCCUUCUUCCCACCAGGACCCCUGCCUCCCAACAUCCCGCCUCCCCCGUUCCUGCCUCCUCCGCCCAACGUCAGCACCGCCCCUCCGCUCAUCCCGCCGCCAAGAAUUCCCAUCACUGUUCCUCCUCCUGGUUUCCCUCCUCCGCCUGGUGGCCCUCCUCCAUCCCUCAUGCCCACAAUGGACAACAGUGGGCAUCCUGGUGGAUACGAUGGACGUUCAGUCCCUCCUUACCCUUUCCCUGGAGGUGGCUAUCCGCCUCCCAUGCCGGGGGCAGUUGCUCAGUGGCCCACCAUGAUGGACAACUCCAAACAGUGGGACUACUACCCCCGGCGGGAGAAGGAGCGUGAAAAGGAGAGGGAACGCGAGCGGCCACGAGAGCGAGCCCACGAAAGGGAGAGAGAGCGGGAGCGAGAACACAGCCCUUCAGCCAUGGGUUACAACAGGUGCACUGAAAGCGCCGUCAGUCACAUGGAGAGUAGCAAUGACGAAGAACGGUAUCGGUACCGUGAAUACCCUGAGCGUGCCUACGAGCGACACCGCGAGCGAGCCAGCCGAGAGAAAGAGGAGCGACACCGGGAGAGGAGACACCGAGACAAAGAGGAGAGGGCACACAAGUCCUCCAGGAGCAGCAGCAGGAGGCGGCAUGACAGUGAGGAGGGGGACAGCCACCGCCGGCACAAGCACAAGAAGUCCAAGCGCAGCAAAGAGGGCAAGGAGCCCAGCGAGGAGCGAGCUGGAGAUCAGGAGAACCAGGAGGCCAUGGAGUAAACGAGCGCCUGUGCCCUUUCCAUCUUCCCACCCUCAUCUCAUUAAUUUGCCCUUCUUGCCCCCUUUGGGUCUCCACCAUCUCUUUCCAUGGAGCACUGUUGUUGAUUGUAUGUAAUCAUGCCUGGAGAGAGUUGUCGGCACCAUCACCUCACCCAGCCCCAUCCCAUCCUAUCUUUAUUUUGUCCUGAUCAGAGUUCAUUGUAAUUUCUGUGAGAUUUGUUUUUGUUUCUUCUCUCAAAAUGUACCAUGUAGAUGUCAUGUUAAAUUGGUUAAAAAAGGAAACGCUA
Sardina pilchardus (European sardine) is the source of this 2207-nucleotide messenger RNA. It is a transcript of the gene fip1l1b, whose product is annotated as FIP1 like 1b (S. cerevisiae). The record is from RefSeq and is a predicted model, not a curated record. The transcript is spliced from 17 exons. Lineage: Eukaryota; Metazoa; Chordata; Actinopteri; Clupeiformes; Clupeidae. Gene Ontology annotation, cellular component: mRNA cleavage and polyadenylation specificity factor complex. The coding region runs from base 217 to 1920 and encodes 567 amino acids.